Messenger RNA from Aspergillus caelatus, 1209 nucleotides. RefSeq names its product eukaryotic translation initiation factor 4E. Gene Ontology annotation, molecular function: translation initiation factor activity; RNA 7-methylguanosine cap binding. The record is from RefSeq and is a predicted model, not a curated record. Lineage: Eukaryota; Fungi; Ascomycota; Eurotiomycetes; Eurotiales; Aspergillaceae. Gene Ontology annotation, biological process: translational initiation. Gene Ontology annotation, cellular component: eukaryotic translation initiation factor 4F complex. The transcript is spliced from 3 exons. Bases 344 to 1060 code for a protein of 238 amino acids.
UCGUUGCCCGGUCCGUGCCUGGUGAUUUAUAUUAUAUUAUUUUACCAUUAGGCUUGGCUCCUGCAGAUGUCUCUGGCAACCUGUCUCCUGAUCCCUGAAAUAUCGGUCGUUUUUACAAGAAUUCAUCAUCUAAGGCGAUUGAGAGAUUCAUCUAACUCGAAUCACUGAGAGAAAAGUGAACUCUCACAACACUGCAGGGACUGUAAGUCGCAAGAGGCAUCCUUUGACUACCUGGUACUCCAAGAAUCUGGCAUGAGUUCUUGCACCUACCUCCUAUCCUCAUCUUAAGGAGGUGUAGCUCUCCCCCAAACUCACACAAUUCUGCUUUUACCUACAGUCCAUUAUGGCCCUCCCAAGAGUCCAUGUCAAUGACAAAAGCCCUCUGUCCGAGAAGAAUAACCCAAAAGACAAUGGCAUCGACAGGCGACAAUCGGCACAAAUCAUUGCCCCAACACGAAAGUCCCUGCAUCAGAACAUCUUCGGGAAGCUCCGUCCUCUGCCUUUCCAGUAUCACUGGACAGUCUGGUACGAUAAGCACUCUGACUCCACCGACUACGAUAACAGACUGUACGUCCUUCAUGAAGACGUCGCCGACAUUGCGACCUUCUACCGGGUUUACAACAACUACCCAUGGGAGAAGAUCCGGCUUAGAGAUACGGUGCAUAUCUUCCGCAAGGGUGUGCGUCCCGUCUGGGAAGAUCCAGAGAACCUGAAGGGGGGAUGUUGGAGAUUCCGUGUGCCGAAAGGCAAAGCCCAGGAGUUCUUCCAUGAGAUUGCGAUUCUCUGCAUGGCAAAUGAGUUUCAGGCUGUCCUUGAGCAGGAACAUGACCAUGUCCUUGGAGUUUCAACCUCAGUCCGUUUUAACACUCAUCUGAUCUCGGUUUGGAACAAGCUUGGCUCCAAUGAAUGUUCCAUCAAAGCAUUGGAAAGAACUAUCCUCGACCGAUUGUCCCCGGAACUACGACCCACUGGGACGGGGUCCAAUGCGUAUUUCUAUAAACGUCAUGAUGAGAACGAAGGAUAUCAAGAAGCUGUUGAGCGAGCAGCCUCCAAGGAUUGAGGGUUUCCUUUCUUGAUUAUGCUGUGUUAGACUAGAAUAGUUGAUAUUCUUGCUCGCUCCUGUCUGGUUUCAAGGACAUCUUUAUUCAAGCGCUACUGGCAUAGCGCUGCUUAAGAUCAGUCCAAGCCCUGAACCGCUAAGCUUCAUUU